ACAAGGACAAAGCAGAUGGCGCCCGUUUUCAGAGCACAAAGGCAAAUCUGUAGUCAGAUUUUAACCUACUUAUUUACAACAAAUGUCUGUAUUAGAUUGUGUCAAUAUUGUUUAUGUAAUUUAUUGAUUGUAAUAGACUAAAAUGGAUUAUAAAUCUUUAGAUAUCAAUAGUUUGGUGAAGUAUUUUCUUAGCUGUACGCCAAUAAAUACGAUGAAUGUACUUAUUUCUGAACAUAACAUUGAUUGGGUUACUGAGUUUGAAAGACAACAAGAAAUUUUGGAAAAGACACUAAAUAGUGAACUGAUUAAAAAGUAUCCCAUAAAAAAAUCUUAUCAAAGAGCAUUUUUAAAAUGGCUCAUGACUAUGAUUGAGAAAAAAGAUGGUAUCAUACAUGAAAGUAUUUAUAUUACAUAUUGCAAUUUGGUAUCUUCAUCCUUUGAUGAAUCUAAUCAUUAUCGGCAUUUUAUAAUAGAUAAUGAAAAUACAGAUUGCAUUACCAUGUUAGAAAGUACAAAUAUUAUAUCAGAAGGGACUACAGGAUUAUGUAGCUGGCAGGGUGCUAUUGAAUUAAGCAACUGGUGUUUAGAAAGCAAAAAUGAAUUCUGUGAUAAAGUUAUUUUAGAACUUGGCUGUGGUGUUGGAUUAACAGGAUUAUGUAUUAUCAAGAAAUGUUUUCCAAAACAAUAUAUUUUCACAGAUUGUCAUGAGACAGUUCUUCAAAUGCUUUCUGAAAAUGUUAAGCUUAAUUUGUUACACAAUGAGGAAAUAAUAAAAUCACAGACAAGAGCCGACAGAUUAAAAUUGGAAGUAAAGUAUAAUUGCACAAAUGUAAAAAUAAUGGAAUUAAAAUGGGAAAAUAUUGAUAAAUAUAUCAAUGAAGAUUGGAUCAUACCGAAUAUAAUAAUUGGAUCCGAUAUUUUAUACGACGUAGAUUCGUUUAGUGCAUUAGUGUCGGGUUUAAAAAUAUUUUUAUCUUUUAAUAAUACGUAUGCUAUUAUUGCAGCAACGAUUCGUAAUGCGGACACCAUUUUACAGUUUCUACAACAGCUAGAGAUUCAUAAUCUUUCUUUUGAAGAAUACAGUGUAUCAAAGAGAAGAGUACAUAUGCAGUUUACAAAUUUACCUAUUAAAAUAUUUAAAAUUUUUCAAAAAAGAUGAUAAUUUAUUACUAACAAAUUUAUUUGUAAAUGAAACACUAUCAUAAAUGUAUUUAACAAAUACUUUCUUAUACAAAAUUCUAUUACAUUCCUUAUAAAACUUCUAGAUUUUUGUGCAUAAAAUUGUACAUAUUUCGCAAAUUAGAU
This is a messenger RNA of Osmia bicornis bicornis, 1305 nucleotides long. Its product is annotated as protein-lysine N-methyltransferase EEF2KMT. The transcript has 5 exons. NCBI's taxonomy places the organism in Eukaryota, Metazoa, Arthropoda, Insecta, Hymenoptera, Megachilidae. The record is from RefSeq and is a predicted model, not a curated record. The coding region runs from base 143 to 1159 and encodes 338 amino acids.